Emys orbicularis (European pond turtle) is the source of this 1275-nucleotide messenger RNA. RefSeq names its product ankyrin repeat domain 46 (gene ANKRD46). The record is from RefSeq and is a predicted model, not a curated record. Gene Ontology annotation, molecular function: protein binding. Lineage: Eukaryota; Metazoa; Chordata; Testudines; Emydidae. The transcript has 6 exons. Gene Ontology annotation, cellular component: nucleus. Bases 108 to 941 code for a protein of 277 amino acids.
GGUGGCGCGGCCUCCGGCCCGGCCCGGCUGCGUGUGCGUCCCAAGAAGCGGGCCAGCGCGGCGCUGCAGGACUCAGAAAAAUACAAAAACACCAAAAAUAAUACUGAAUGAAGAAGACAUUUACAUUUCUUCAACAAUCAUCAUUACUGACAUCAGGAAAAAGGAAUUUAAAUACCAGAGCUGCCAUCAAAUUCACCUUUCUGAAACCAUUUAAGGAGAUUGGUUUGCCACAUACUUCAGACAGAAGUGGAACAAUGUCCUAUGUUUUUGUAAAUGAUUCUUCCCAGACAAAUGUGCCCCUGUUGCAGGCAUGCAUUGAUGGGGAUUUUAACUAUUCCAAGCGGCUGCUGGAGAGUGGCUUUGACCCAAAUAUUCGUGACAGUCGUGGCCGAACUGGUCUGCACCUUGCAGCAGCCAGAGGAAAUGUAGACAUCUGUCAGCUGUUGCAUAAAUUUGGUGCUGAUCUACUGGCCACCGAUUACCAAGGUAACACAGCCCUUCACCUGUGUGGGCAUGUGGAUACCAUCCAGUUCCUAGUCUCUAAUGGACUCAAAAUUGAUAUUUGCAAUCACCAAGGAGCAACACCACUUGUUCUGGCAAAACGAAGAGGAGUAAAUAAGGAUGUAAUUCGAUUGCUGGAGUCUUUGGAGGAGCAGGAGGUGAAAGGAUUUAACAGAGGAGCUCCCUCUAAGAUGGAAACCAUGCAGACUGCAGAAAGUGAAAGUGCAAUGGAAAGCCAUUCCCUCCUUAAUCCGAACCUGCAGCAAGGUGAAGGGGUUCUUUCCAGCUUCCGCACAACAUGGCAAGAGUUUGUGGAGGACCUGGGCUUCUGGAGGGUGCUACUUCUGAUCAUUGUCAUUGCCCUUCUCUCUCUCGGAAUCGCAUACUACGUUAGUGGGGUGCUUCCUUUUGUGGAAAAUCAGCCUGAAUUGGUGCAUUAAAGCAAAUGAAAAGAGGCACAACGUUCUUUUCCUGAGUUCUAAUCUUUGUUUUGAGCUUCUUAUAAUUCUUGGUGCAGCUGUAUAUACUGUUUGCCUUUUAUAUAUACUGCUAACCCUUUUGGAAGAGAGCUGCAUUAAUUUCCGCUAACACCACCAAAUUCUAAAGAAUUCCUAGGCUACCUCUGACAUGUCUUGACUUCUAAUCAAAACUUAUAGAUAGCAGUCUUUAUUGAUCAAAUGUGAUGAUCAUAAAAGGCCUCUCAUAAAUAAAUAGCAAAUCCUUGAGCAUGUAAAAAAAUGUGUCCUGCUACAGGACCAAAUCAUCUUGUUUUCC